This is a messenger RNA of Penicillium malachiteum, 606 nucleotides long. Its product is annotated as ferredoxin family 2Fe-2S iron-sulfur cluster binding protein. The transcript has 3 exons. NCBI's taxonomy places the organism in Eukaryota, Fungi, Ascomycota, Eurotiomycetes, Eurotiales, Aspergillaceae. Gene Ontology annotation, cellular component: mitochondrion. Bases 1 to 606 code for a protein of 201 amino acids. Gene Ontology annotation, molecular function: 2 iron, 2 sulfur cluster binding. The record is from RefSeq and is a predicted model, not a curated record. Gene Ontology annotation, biological process: positive regulation of oxidoreductase activity; P450-containing electron transport chain.
AUGGCUCUCUGGCAAGGCUUCAGUCAACAGUUACGUAAGGCAGUGCCUAAGACAGCGGGAGAGGUAUGCCUGGCUCAAUCACGGCGAUACGUCAGUUCAUCAAUCCCGCGGAGGUUGAGGAGCGCGAACCGGUGGGAUGUUAGCACAAAAAGGAGUGUUCAAUUCCCAUCACAAGGGUGGAAGUCGGCUCAGCGCUCAUUCUCUGCUACUGCGCAUGCCGCCCACGGUCACAUCACACCUCCUAAGCCUGGCGAGGAGAUCAAUAUCUCUUUCAUCGAUAAGGAUGGUACUCGGGUUGAUUUGCAGGUUUCCGAGGGCGACAACUUGCUAGAUAUUGCACAGGCUAAUGAUCUUGAGAUGGAGGGUGCCUGCGGUGGCUCUUGUGCUUGCUCCACAUGCCAUGUAAUCGUCGAGGAUCCGGAUGUUUUUGACAAGAUGGAGGAGCCCUCCGAUGACGAGAAUGAUAUGCUGGAUCUGGCGUUUGGAUUGACUGAGACCUCUCGACUGGGAUGCCAGGUCCUGAUGACCAAAGAUCUGAACGGACUGGUAGUAAAGCUGCCCACAAUGACACGGAACCUCCAGGCCAGCGACUUUGAGCAGAAGUAA